Molecule: messenger RNA, 2597 nt
Organism: Pundamilia nyererei
Lineage: Eukaryota; Metazoa; Chordata; Actinopteri; Cichliformes; Cichlidae
Product: calpain-1 catalytic subunit-like
Exons: 22
Coding region: 40-2316 (758 amino acids)
Biological process (GO): proteolysis
Cellular component (GO): cytoplasm
Molecular function (GO): calcium-dependent cysteine-type endopeptidase activity; calcium ion binding
Source: RefSeq, a predicted model, not a curated record
AGCAUCAGCCUAGUGCAAACACAGCCACUUCCUGUUAGAAUGACUGAUCACGUGACACGCGCGCGCGCACACGCACACGGCGAUGUAGCCCCGCCCCUCCCGCCGGGCGGGGCGCGGUGCUGCAGCUCAGCAUCUUCAGCAGCAUCCAGGACCCGGUGCAGACCACAUCCCAGAGCAAGACACGGAGGAGCUCCACACGGGUGCAGGAUGUUUACAGGCGUGUCCGAGCGGAUCCAGAUGGACCGGGCCCGAGCUGCGGGUCUGGGCUCGGUCCAGCAGGCCGUGCGCUACCUGAACCAGGAUUUCGAUGCCCUGAGGCAGGACUGCCUGCAGACCAGGACCCUGUUUGAGGACCCGAUGUUCCCCGCAGAACCCGGCUCGCUCGGCUUCAAGGAGCUCGCCCCGUUCACGGCCAAAACCAGAGGAGUGGAGUGGAAGAGGCCGACGGAACUGACACGAAACCCUCAGUUCAUUGUGGGCGGAGCCACCAGGACCGACAUCUGUCAGGGCGCUCUGGGUGACUGCUGGCUGCUGGCUGCGAUUGGCUCGCUGACGCUGAACGAGCAGCUGCUGCAUCGCGUUGUUCCUCACGGUCAGAGCUUCAGCCACCAAUACGCCGGCAUCUUCCACUUCCAGUUCUGGCAGUUUGGGCAGUGGGUGGACGUGGUGAUCGACGACCGGCUGCCAGUCAAAGAUGGCGAGCUGCUGUUCGUCCACUCGGCUGAAGGCACUGAGUUCUGGAGCGCUCUGCUGGAGAAGGCCUACGCCAAGCUGAACGGGUCAUACGAGGCGCUGUCCGGCGGCAGCACCACUGAGGGUUUCGAGGACUUUACGGGAGGCGUGUCAGAGAUGUACGAGCUGAAGAAGGCACCCAAAGAUCUUCAUCGCAUCAUCAGCAAAGCACUAGAAAGAGGCUCGCUGCUCGGCUGCUCCAUCGACAUCACCAACAGCCUCGACAUGGAGGCGGUCACCUUUAAGAAGCUUGUCAAAGGCCACGCCUACUCUGUGACAGGCCUCAGACAGGUGGAGUACCGGCGCCAGCGCGAGCUGCUGAUCCGGAUCAGGAACCCCUGGGGUCAGGUGGAGUGGACCGGAGCAUGGAGCGAUAACUCCUCGGAGUGGAACGCCAUCGACUCGGCCGAGAAGGACGAGAUGCUGUGUAAGAUGGAGGACGGGGAGUUCUGGAUGUCAUUCCAGGAGUUCCUGCGUCAGUUCUCCCGGCUGGAGAUCUGCAAUCUGACUCCAGACGCUCUGAGCCAGGACUCCACCAGCUUCUGGAACACCGCCACGUACGAGGGCAGCUGGAGGAGAGGGAGCACCGCCGGGGGCUGCAGGAACCACCCGAACACCUUCUGGAUCAACCCUCAGUAUAAAAUUUCCCUGCUAGAGGAGGACGAUGACCCCGAAGAUGAAGAAGCCGCCUGCAGCUUCUUGGUGGCGCUGAUGCAAAAAGACCGCCGCCGCUACCGCCGCCAAGGCCAGGACAUGCACACCAUUGGCUUUGCCAUCUAUGAGAUUCCUCAACAGCACCGAGGCUGUCCCAGCGUUCACAUGAAGAAGGACUUCUUCCUGCGUCAGUCCUCUUGCGCUCGCUCAGAGACCUUCAUCAACCUGCGAGAGGUGAGCGGCAGGUUCCGCCUGCCGCCCGGCGAGUACCUGAUUGUCCCGUCGACCUUUGAACCCUCGAAGGAGGCGGACUUUGUCCUGCGGGUAUUCACAGAGAAGCAGUCUGAGAGCCAGGAGAUGGACGACGGCGUGGUGGCGAACUUUGAUGAAGAGGAGGAAGUGUCAGAGAGCGACAUCGACGACUCCUUCAGGUCCAUGUUUGCUCAGCUGUCUGGAGACGACAUGGAGAUCUCAGUGCGGGAGCUCAGGACCAUCCUCAACAGAGUCGUGUCCAAACACAGAGACCUGCAGACUGACGGCUUCAGCACGGAGUCCUGCAGAGCCAUGGUCAGCCUCAUGGACAAAGAUGGCAGCGCUCGCCUCGGGCUGCUGGAGUUUCAGAUCCUCUGGAACAAGAUCAGGAAGUGGCUGGGAAUCUUCAGAGAGUUCGAUCUGGAUAAAUCUGGCUGCAUGAAUUCCUACGAGAUGCGUCUGGCGCUGGAAAAUGGCGGCUUCAAACUGAACAACAAGCUGCAUCAGAUGCUGGUGGCUCGAUACGCUGACAACGAGAUCAUCGACUUUGACAACUUCACCUGCUGCCUCGUCAAACUGGAGGCCAUGUUCCGAACCUUCCAGCACCUGGACACAGACGGGACGGGCACCGUGGAGAUGAACCUCAUCGAGUGGCUCUGUAUGAGCAUGUGCGGCUGAGUCACCUGAGCGUCAGAGCGCCUCCUCCAGGAAGAACCAGUCCAUCACAGCUCUACUGCACUGAACUAUACUGCAGUACUACUACUAUACUACUGCAGUACUGCUACAGUAAAGCAUGCAGCAGAAAGAUAUUAAUCAGAGUACUCUGCAGCCUUAUUCAUAUCCUGCAUGAUCACACACACAGGUAUUGUAGCACACCUGUGCAGGUAGUAGUUUCUAUAAUCACUGGUCUUCCAGCUGUUGAAUGGAUGCUGGGAGAAAAAUAAAGUAAUUGAUCAGCA